Molecule: messenger RNA, 1452 nt
Organism: Vidua chalybeata
Lineage: Eukaryota; Metazoa; Chordata; Aves; Passeriformes; Viduidae
Product: cis-aconitate decarboxylase-like
Exons: 5
Coding region: 1-1452 (483 amino acids)
Molecular function (GO): lyase activity
Source: RefSeq, a predicted model, not a curated record
AUGGUAUUCCCAGCUGUGUUUACAGGAGCCUCAGACUGGGCUCGAGUGGCCGCCCGGAGCGCUCCUGAGGACACGGUGACCAGCAGCUUUGCCUCGUUCAUCCACGCGGCGCGGCCUGAGCACCUGUCCCAGACCGUGCGGCAGAGGAGCAAGAGGAUGAUCCUGGACAGCAUCGGUGUGGGGCUCGUGGGCAGCACCACGCACGUCUUCGACAUCGCCCUGCGCUACUGCCGGGAGCUGUACUCCUCCAUGGCUGUGAGCUCAGUCUAUGGAAAGCCAGGAGUGAAGCUCUCCCCGACGCUGGCUGCCUUCACCAACGGCGUGGCGACUCAUUCCAUGGAUUUUGAUGACACCUGGCACCCUGCCACUCACCCCUCUGGGGCUGUCCUGCCGGCUCUCUUGGCAGCUUCCCAGAUGCUCCCUCCCAACACCAAACCCAACGGCCUGGAUUUCCUGCUGGCUUUCAACGUGGGCCUGGAAGUGCAAGGGAGGCUCAUGCACUUCUCCACUGAGGCUCACGAUAUUCCCAAAAGGUUUCACCCUCCCUCGGUGGUGGGCACCCUGGGCAGUGCCGCAGCCACGGCCAAGCUGCUGUCCCUCAGCUCAGCCCAGUGCUGCCACGCCCUGGGCAUCGCCGCGUCCCUGGCCGGGGCACCCAUGGCCAACGCUGCCACCCAGGCCAAGCCGCUGCACGUGGGGAAUGCCACCCGCCUGGGCCUGGAAGCCGCUCUGCUGGCAGGCCGAGGCAUGGAGGCCAACCCCUUGAUCCUGGAUGACAUCCCUGGGUGCUCGGGGUUCAGCGCCUUCUACAGUGUCUACCAGCCCAAACCGCUGUCUGCACCUGGCGAGCACCACAAGUUCCUCCUGGAAAAGCAGGACAUUGCCUUCAAGCGAUUCCCAGCCCACCUGGGCAUGCACUGGGUGGUGGAUGCUGCCUUGUCCGUCCGGAACCUCUUCAUCAACUACGCGGGGUCCUUCUCCCCCUCUCUGAUCCGCACCAUAAGGCUGAAGAUCCCGGUGUCCAAGUACAUCAACCGGCCUUUCCCCAGCUCGGAGCACCAGGCGAGGCACUCCUUCCAGUUCAACGCCUGUGCUGCCCUGCUGGACGGCGAGGUGGGCCUGGGCUCCUUCUCUGAGAGCAGCAUCCACCGGCAGGAGCUCAGGGAGCUGCUGGACAAGGUGGUGGUGGAGCACCCUGAGGACAACGUGGCCAACUUUGACAAGAUGUACGGAGAGGUGGCCCUGCUCCUGCACAGUGGGGACGUCCUGACGGGCAAAUGUGACACUUUCUAUGGGCACUGGAGGAAGCCCCUGAGCAAAGAGUCGCUCCUGAAGAAGUUUCGAUCCAACGCCUCCCACGUGCUUCCAGAAGAAAAAAUAGAAGCCAUCAUCACUCUGGUGGACAACCUGGAGAACCUGUCAGACAGCUCCCAGCUGGCCUGCAGCCUGUGA